AUGGAUGAUGAUAAUAAUAGCGAAUUUGACAUCAACGAAGAAGAUAAUAAUGAUGAAGAUAGUGAUAACGAUCAGGACAAUUAUUGGGACUGGGACUCUAGAAAAAAAUUUACCAGAUGGGAUUAUAAAAGAUGUUUUGGUGAAGAUGCUUUGAAAAAGCUUUAUCGAGACCAGGAAGCUCGUCAACAUUUUAUUCUUCUUAGAUUUAAUUCAUUUGGAGUAUUAGAAUACAACGCAUUAUUAGAUGCUCUAGCUUAUCCUGUGAAAGGUUUAAAUCUUUUCGAAUAUGAUGAACUCGGAACCCUCUUAUCCAAAUAUCUCACUUGUAAACUGGCUUCUUAUUCACUCUUUACCAAAGCAUACUGUUCUCCUGAAGGUGUCAGCUUUGAUCUUUCAAAUCGUAUACCCAGAUCUCAGUAA
Messenger RNA from Racocetra persica, 420 nucleotides. The record is from the annotation of a GenBank genome assembly. NCBI's taxonomy places the organism in Eukaryota, Fungi, Glomeromycota, Glomeromycetes, Diversisporales, Gigasporaceae.